Lotus japonicus is the source of this 1751-nucleotide messenger RNA. RefSeq lists its product as uncharacterized. The coding region runs from base 31 to 1668 and encodes 545 amino acids. Lineage: Eukaryota; Viridiplantae; Streptophyta; Magnoliopsida; Fabales; Fabaceae. The transcript is spliced from 3 exons. The record is from RefSeq and is a predicted model, not a curated record.
AGUACCUUUCUCAUCUCUAAGCUCUCAGCUAUGGAGCCUCAUUGCCUAAUUCGAAUAUUUUUCUCUCUCAGUUUGAUGCUGAUGACAACCCAUGCUGCCUUACCUCCGGAAAUUUACUGGAAAAUGAUGCUUCCAAGUACUCCCAUGCCAAAAGCAAUCGUAGAGCUACUGAGAGGAGAUGUGAGCAUGAGGAAGAGUGCCGAUACCUAUAAUCAAUCAAAAGACGAACUCUCAAAACUUGGUGCUAAGAAGAUUUUAUCAGAAGAUAAUUUAUUUUGGCUUCAUGCGGGUAAAGCAACUCAAUCAAAAGAUCAACUUCUCAUUUCGAGCCUUGGUGUUAAGGAGAUCCCAUCAGAAGAUAAUUUAUUUUGGCUUCAUGCGGGUAAAGCAACUCAAUCAAAAGAUCAACUCCUAAUUUCGGACAUUGGUGCUAAGGAGAUCCCAUCAGAAGAUAAUUUAUUUUGGCUUCAUGCGGGUAAAGUAACUCAAUCAAAAGAUCAACUCCUCAUUUCGGACCUUGGUGCUAAGGAGAUCCCAUCAGAAGAUAAUUCAUUUUGGCUUCAUGCUGAUAAAGCAACUCGACCAAAAGAUCAAGUUCUCAUCUCAAACCUAGGUACUAAGGAGAUUCCAUCAGAAGAUAAUUUAUUUUGGCUUCAUGCUGGUAAAGCAACUCGAUCAAAAGAUCAAGUCCCCAUCUCAAACCUAGGUACUGAGGAGAUUCCAUCAGAAGAUAAUUUAUUUUGGCUUCAUGCUGGUAAGGAGACUCGGUCAAAAGAUCAACUCCUCAUUUCAGACCUUGGCACUAAGGAGAUUCCAUCACAAGAUUCACUUUGGAUUUCUGCUAGCGAAGAGGCCCAAUCAAAAGAUGAAAUCUUCAUCUCAAACCUUGAUGCUAAGGAGAUUAUUCCAUCACAAGAGAAUUCAUUUUGGAUUUCCUAUAGUAAAGAGACUCAACUACCCAGUAACGCAAAUGGUCUUGAAAAUCCUGGUUCUAGUAACCAUCACUUGCAUGAGGUUUCAUCACGCGCAAGUUUCUUCCUAGAAGAUCAACUUCAUUCAAGCAACAAAUUUUACAUGCUCUUGAAUAAGAUAAGAUCUGCAGCCCCAUUGUUGCCUCGCCAAAUUACACAGCAAAUACCAUUCUCACUAGACAAGAUGAAAGAAAUAUUGGAGAUGCUUUCUAUAAAACCCAACUCAAGGAAUGCUGAGAUUGUGGAGGAAACCAUUGGUAUUUGUGAAGCUCCUGCAAUGGAUGGAGAGGAAAAAUACUGUGCAACUUCAUUGGAAUCCAUGAUAGAUUUCGCCACUUCUAAGCUUGGCAAUAACGUGCAUGCUAUGUCAACAAAUGUGCAAAAAGAAACUAAACUACAAAAUCUUUUAGUGAAAGAUGGAGUAAAGAAUUUAGCAGAUGGUCAUGUUAUUGCUUGUCAUCCCAUGACAUAUCCGUAUGUUGUCUUUGGUUGUCAUGAAUUACACAAGACCAGCGCAUAUUAUGUGCCCCUGGAAGGAGAAGAUGGGGUUAGAGUCAAAGCAGUUGCGGUAUGCCACAAAGACACAUCAAAAUGGGAUCCAAAUCAUGUGGCUUUUCAAGUGCUCAAAGUCAAACCUGGAACGGUUCCAGUGUGUCAUUUCUUCACUGAGGGCCAUGUUCUUUGGCUUUCCAAGUAGAGUACUUAAAUUUGAUUUGUAGUAAUGAUAUUGAGAUAUAUAGACAAAGCAGAUACUCAGUAUACACUUCAUUUUUCUCUUUA